CCAACAUAUCCUGUAAUUAUCAAGCUUCCCUUUUGUUAAAAGACUCCGUGAGUUUCUGUGCGCCUUUAGCUUCAUCUGCAGCAGCUCCUGUACAGUAUGCAUAAAUUACGCACGCCUUUUUUUUCAUAAUCGUAUUAUAUGUUAUGGGUUAGGGGUAUAUUUAACACACUAAAACACCAAAAAAUAAAUAAAUAAGUAGCGUUAAAACAUAGCAUAGACUAAAAUGGAGCACUACGUUUAAAAACAAUAAAUCUGCAAAUUGUAUAUUUUUUCUUCCCUGCUAAUAGCAUGCACAAUAUUGAUGCCUUAAUUGUGCACAUUCAGUUUAAAUGUUUUAUCAUCGCUGAAGCCUUAAAUCUCCAUAAUAAUGGUCAUUAAACCCACAUAAAAUUAAAAAGUUUUCAACUUAAUUCGAUUUUCCACUAUGGAACUUCUGUCUUCUGUAUUUUUAAGCAUCGUCAUUUUUCCUUCUGAAAGUAAAUACAAUUAAAUCCGAGUAAACAGCAAGCACAUUUAUCUAAAAAAUAUCAAUUCAAACCUUAUCUAAAAGGUUUAUUUACAUGCGCAAAUAUUAAUUGUUGCGUUUCUACCCGUACAGCCAGCACCAGCUGAAUAUUCCCAGUAGCAAAUAAAUGGCAAUUAUGUAAACAACUAUAAUUUACAUUUGCUGUUUUUUCUCUCUCUCUCUGGCUGCUGCUGCUGCUAUAAAUGUCUGAGAUAUCAAACACACACCAGCAGAGCCUGAGUAAGUUUCUGUCAUAACUGUUCCAAAGUGCGUCCAGCCUUCUCACGCAUAUGAAACUCUUUCCUCGCCCUCCCCCUUCUUUAACUAUAAGGCAGGCCAGAGAGCCCCACAAACUUUCACUCCAGCUCUGCAGAGACACUCCGAUUCUCCGCUGCUCUGCUCCGCUCUUUUUUUUUUUUUGCAGCCCCGCACUUUCUCCCGAACCUCCGCAGCCUUUGGAGUUAAAACCCUCAAUCUGAUUAACUUCCUGCACAAAAGUGGAGCGAAAAAAGGGGGAAAGGAGGAAAUCUUUCUGCUCUAAAUAAGGCUCUCUGAGGAGCAGCGGGCAACUCCUCGUCUCUGCAUCCUUAACUUUGUGCGUCGCGCCCUGCAGCGUUUUCAAACUUUUUUUUGCUUUAAAAAGCUAAAUCUGUGCGCCAGUUAACACCAGAAUCCAUGCAUGGUACGGAUGGUACAAGUUUUGACGCACAUCGCCGAUUCUUCCCCUGAUCCCCGCAGGCACCGAGUUUGGAGACACUGUACAGCUGUGAGACAUCCAGGGGUUCAUGUACUGGAAAAAUGAAGUUUUGUCCCCUCUCUCAGAGGGAAAUAAGAUUCUGUCCGAAGGAAUUCCCACGAAGCAGGUGAUCUCCACCGAGCAUCAGAGUACACCGGGAGCUUCGCGCUGCAGUGUGGACUCUAAACACACACCAAUGUCUCACUCGGACGGAGAGUCCCAGCGGUCCAACAUGGAGCGGGAGGACACUCGCUCGUCUCCCAGCACUCCGUCCACUCCCUCCGUGUGCUCGCCGACCUCCACCACCAGCUCGGUGCCGUCCACCGGGAAGAACCUGUGCGCCAGCUGCGGACUGGAGAUCCUGGACAGAUAUUUGCUGAAGGUGAACAACCUGAUCUGGCACGUGCGUUGUCUGGAGUGUUCAGUGUGCAGGACGUCGCUGCGUCAACACAGCAGCUGCUACAUCAAGAACAAAGAGAUCUUCUGUAAAAUGGAUUAUUUCAGUAGGUUUGGUACUAAGUGUGCCCGCUGUGGGCGGCAGAUUUACGCCAGCGACUGGGUGCGCCGCGCCAGGGGAAACGCGUACCACUUGGCAUGCUUCGCCUGCUACUCAUGCAAGAGGCAGCUUUCCACGGGAGAGGAGUUUGGCUUGGUAGAGGAGAAGGUCUUGUGCAGGAUCCACUACGACACCAUGGUGGAGAACCUCAAACGAGCAGCUGAGAGCGGCAACGGCAUCACACUAGAAGGAGCAGUUCCAACAGAACAAGACAGUCAACCCAAACCGGCCAAAAGGGCGCGGACGUCUUUCACCGCCGAACAGCUACAAAUCAUGCAGGCACAGUUUGCUCAGGACAACAACCCGGAUGCUCAAACGCUACAGAAACUAGCCGACAUGACGGGCCUGAGCAGGAGAGUUAUACAGGUGUGGUUUCAAAACUGCAGAGCAAGACAUAAAAAGCACACGCCCCAGCACAGUGCUUCCCAAGGUCACCCUCAGUCCAGGAUCCCCUCGUCGCUGCCCGAUGAGCUGCAUUACUCCCCGUUUGGCAGUCCUGAGCGAGCGCGCAUGGUGGCCCUGCACGGCUACAUCGACAGUCAUCCCUUCUCCGUUCUGACCUCUCAGAGCCUCCCUCACCAGGCCAUGUCGCUGCCCCAGCUACCCCUCAGCCGCUAGUCCCCCACCUCGACCCCUCAUGACCCCCUUCACCCCCUGGACCCUCACCCUUGAUCUCCCAUUCAGCGACCGACCUGACUCCAAAAGGUCAGGCAGGAGUCAACCUGGAGAAAAAGACUAAUCUAACAGGAGCCCUGCCCACUUGGACACAGAAAAAUGGAAGAACGAGGAAACAAACUGAGAUACAUCUGUUGUUAUGGGGACAGGAAUAUCUCACCUGCAGCCACUUUCUCAAACAAUGAUUGUGAAGCGUUUAUCAUUAGCAGGAACUCACAGACUGUGAUUUUACACCACAUAACGGACCCAUUUUUGCUUCACGUGUACAGCGUCACGUUACCCACCUCCUAACUGGAUGGUGAAGGGAGUUUUAAAGGAAUGAAACAGGCCAGGGAAGCAGGACUGAAGCUUCUCGAGUGCCGUCAGAAGAUAAAUUUAAAGGGGGGAACCAUCACUGUGGGUUCACACACUAGACCACAGUAGAGGUAAGACUCCUCCCUCUUUUCUCUCUAAGCAACAUGAAGGAAGCCUAAAUGUAAACAGAAUACUUUGAUUGUAGAGAUAUUUUCAUUUGGAAUGACACGUUGACUGUAUGGCAUCUCAAAAAAAAAAAAAAAAAAAAAACUUCCCGCUUUCAAUUAUCCAGAAUUACAUUUCUGUUAAAGAAUAAGAAUAUUAUGUGCCUUAUCUUCAUUAUUAAGAGAAAUUAAACUGAUUAUUCAUCAUUAAACAAUGAUUUUGAGUUUUAUUAUAUAUGGACGGACUCCAUAUAUAAUUCAUAAAUUGCAAAAUACAUCUCAGCUGUAGCAUUUUGACUGUUUGUCAUGAAGUAAAACUGCAAAAGUCAACAUUAGAGCUUGUGUAUUAUUAGCUACAACAUUAAAAGCAGGUGUCAGCAGAACAGAGGGAAGUCUGAGAUGAACAUACUAGUCAAUCCACACAUUCCUGCAAAAUCUGACAUGUUACAUAUUUUCAUAUUUCCAAACUGGUGUAUUGUCACUAAUUUAUAAUUUAUACGUUUGCCUGUUCAGCCUCUGUGUGCUUCACACAAGGAGGGAAAAUGGAGUAUUGGUACAAUAUGGACAAUAUAAAACUGACUGGGUUUGUACAUAGUAAGACGUGUGUGUGUGUGUGUGUGUGUGUGUGUGUGUGUGUGUGUGUGUGUGUGUGUGUGUGUGUGUGUGUGUGUGUGUGUGUGUGUGUGUGUGCGCAGUGUGUUUCCGUGUGCGUGUGUAUGUGUGUGUAUUGGCAGGGGUAGAGAGUGUGCAUCUGUAUUUUAGUUCCAUGGCCAUUGUGUGAAGAACAGGAUCCAACAAGACCUCAAUGUCCUUGUAUUUAUUGAGAUGGUAAAAAUCCCUGUAAAGCACUUUCCCCUCCACCUCCUUCUGAAAUUGUUUUGUUUUGUUAAAAAAAACAUGAAAUGAAACAAAAAAGUUUAUUUGAUAGACUGUGCAUCAUAAAUGUUUUGUGUAAUAAAAUACAAUAAAAUAGAAUGUGAUAUUUC
Amphiprion ocellaris (clown anemonefish) is the source of this 3916-nucleotide messenger RNA. RefSeq names its product LIM homeobox 6a (gene lhx6a). The record is from RefSeq and is a predicted model, not a curated record. Bases 1291 to 2415 code for a protein of 374 amino acids. Gene Ontology annotation, biological process: regulation of transcription by RNA polymerase II; forebrain neuron development; neuron differentiation. Gene Ontology annotation, molecular function: RNA polymerase II transcription regulatory region sequence-specific DNA binding; DNA-binding transcription factor activity, RNA polymerase II-specific. Gene Ontology annotation, cellular component: nucleus. NCBI's taxonomy places the organism in Eukaryota, Metazoa, Chordata, Actinopteri, Pomacentridae. The transcript is spliced from 9 exons.